CAAGUGAGAGACGUGCACAAACGCACACACACAUACGGAGCGAGACGGGAGGAGAGAAGAGGAGUGGAGAGAAUGCCUGGUGAAAGGGUGGCGCUUCCUCGCUUGCUGCUUCCAAGGCCUCUGUGAGCGAGAGACACCAUGGGCUGCAUCGGCUCCCGGACCAUCACUUAUAUCUGUGUGGAGAAGAGGGCACGCAAUGCAGUGUCAAUUUACACAGCGGACGCUGUUCCCGUACGGAAAGAUGGGGAGCAGCUCUCUAUGGAGGACACUUCCUCCAUCCUGCCUCGUCUGAAGAGGAACUCCAGCGCCUACGGGAUCGGUGCUCUGGCUAAGUCCUCACUGACAGGUGUGUCAGGCGUGUCCCGUUCCAUGAAGGAUAAAGUGACAAAGCCCACUGCCAUGGCCUCGGGCAAGGUGGCUCACAUGAUCGAAUGGCAGAGCUGGAACACACCAUCCACUGGGACUGAAGGGACUGUGGUCGCCAAAAUCCCAACCUCGCAACGCGAAAAGGAUAGGAGGAGGGAGAGUGAAAUGUACAGUGAACUCAGUGAAGGAGAAAAGGAAGCCCGCUUCACCGCAGGAUUAAUGGCACAAUUUGCCUUAUCGGAGGCUACUCUGCUGGGCUGGAGAUCUAUGGAGGAAGACAGCCUUUGUGCUGGCUCCAACCAAGGCAGUGUGCCACACCUCAGUGAGACCAACCAGGAGAGCAUCACCAGCAGAGAUCAGGCGACGCAUCACUCCUCGGCCGACGUGUGGCCCAACACCUACGUCGCCCAGGGCCUCUAUUGCCUCUCCUCCUCCGACGCCUGGGAGCCAAUCAGCAACGAUCCAUCGGGCGUGGCCUCGCCGGCCGCCUACAUCAUGGCGGGUGGGGGCGGAGGGACGCCCGGUGAGGGCUACGGCGAGGGGGACAACGUGGGGCAGCAGCAGCAGUCCCAACAGCUCACCCUGCAGCAGCAGAGCCAGCUGCAGCUCCAGCAGCUGCAGCAGAUCCAGCUGUACCAGCACCAGCAGCUAAUGCUCUACCAACAGCAACAGACAAUGGAACACAGACUACACAGUGCAAACCACUCCCUCCAAGCCACGCCCAACAGCACCAUCCACAGUCUGGGCCUGCCCACUCACCCUCGCCUGGCUGACCUAUGGGGAUCCGCGCAGGUGGAGAUUGUUGGACAGAUGAGUGGGCCAAUGGGUGACAUGGUUGGGGGUGUGGUUGAGACCUUGGGGGAGGAGCCAGAGGAGGAGAGCGAAUGCAUUUCAGAGCAACAGGAAGAGGAGGAGACUAAGGAAGAUGAGAUUACGUUAACCUUGGAGCCAACUUUGACCCCGUCGCCGCUUAGAGAAGACGCCACCCCGAUUGGAGGCACCAGUCCACAACUAGCACGCCCAGAAUCAAUGGGAGAGCGCAUACCCUUUGUGGUCACACCCUGCAUAGUCCAAUCGUUGGAGGACAAGGAUGAAGAGGUGGCGGAGGGACAUAUUGUUGCCGUGGCAAUCAAUUGAGAGGGACAGUCAGAAAGAGAGAUUGACAAACAUGAUACACUUAUCAAUAAUCAACCAAGCAAGCUAUUCCACACCCCUUCCAGCUAUUUACCCACUCUGAGACUGAGAAAAAACCUGAAAGACCAAGUGCUGGAAAUGACAAUGAUGAAAGAGCCACAGGCGACUUUAAAGACAGUUCAUUGACUGCUCAAAUCUGUGGGUUUGCUGAAACGUAAGGAUUUGUUUUGCCGUGAUAUUGAACUGAGGAAAGGAAGUUGAAAGAAUGGAGUUCAAGAGUAGAAAGAAAGACAAAGGACACUGCGAUAAAGUUCAGUGCAGUAUAGAGAAUCACGAGACAACCAAAAGGAAGUGCAUGCUUUUGAAAGGAAUCUAACGAUAAUAGUAAACCGUAUACAAAGUAAUAAUAUAUAAUAAUGAUUUUUAUAAAAACAAAAAAGGAAAUAAAGUGAUAUGUAUCAGUGUUUGUGUGUGUAUGUACAGUGUGUGUGU
Oncorhynchus tshawytscha (Chinook salmon) is the source of this 1992-nucleotide messenger RNA. RefSeq names its product protein FAM131B. The coding region runs from base 139 to 1503 and encodes 454 amino acids. Lineage: Eukaryota; Metazoa; Chordata; Actinopteri; Salmoniformes; Salmonidae. The record is from RefSeq and is a predicted model, not a curated record. The transcript is spliced from 9 exons.